CAUGCCAAUCUGAUCACUAUACUGCACCAUCCAGUACUCCACCAACAUAACUCCCACCAUCUCUGUCUCAUCCUCUAUAUAUCCCUCACACUUACCGACCUUACCCUCUUCUAUAUAUACCCUCUCUCUCUCUUACUCAAUCCUAGCUUACAUUGAAGUAGCUAGCUAGCUAUAUAUAUAGUAGUUGCUAGUAGUCCACAUUCCGAAUUAAGCACAACAUCAUGUCCAGCAGGAGGUCGAGAUCGAGGCCGUCGAGCUCGUCGAGGAUCAGCGCGGAGCAGAUUAAUGACCUCGUGUCCAAGUUGCAAGCGCUUCUUCCUGAAGCUCGCAUCAGGAGAAAUGAUAGGGAGUCUGCGGCUAAGGUAUUGCAGGAGACUUGCAACUACAUUAGAAGCUUGCACCGAGAGGUCGACGAUUUGAGCGAGAGGCUCUCGGAGUUGCUCGCCACGGCCGACAGUGCCCAAGCUGCGAUCAUCCGUAGCUUGCUCACGCAGUAGAUCUCUAUUUUGGCUGGGCAUGCAUAGUUUCAAACCUUGGUGUUAUGUUCUUGGAUUUCAUGGCUAAACUUUUGUCAGAAGAAGCAUCACCUUAAUUUCAUUUGAUUGUAGCUAGUGAGCCUUUUGUUAGUUGGUCCGUGGUGUACUAAACCUUAAUUCGACCUCUUAUAAGAGCUAGAGUUUUGAUUC
Messenger RNA from Ananas comosus (pineapple), 686 nucleotides. Its product is annotated as transcription factor ILI6. The record is from RefSeq and is a predicted model, not a curated record. The coding region runs from base 222 to 497 and encodes 91 amino acids. Gene Ontology annotation, biological process: regulation of growth; regulation of DNA-templated transcription. Gene Ontology annotation, molecular function: protein dimerization activity. NCBI's taxonomy places the organism in Eukaryota, Viridiplantae, Streptophyta, Magnoliopsida, Poales, Bromeliaceae. The transcript has 2 exons.